This is a messenger RNA of Grus americana (Whooping crane), 5279 nucleotides long. RefSeq names its product signal transducing adaptor molecule 2 (gene STAM2). The record is from RefSeq and is a predicted model, not a curated record. Gene Ontology annotation, molecular function: ubiquitin binding; phosphatidylinositol binding. Gene Ontology annotation, biological process: signal transduction. The coding region runs from base 281 to 1858 and encodes 525 amino acids. Gene Ontology annotation, cellular component: endocytic vesicle. NCBI's taxonomy places the organism in Eukaryota, Metazoa, Chordata, Aves, Gruiformes, Gruidae. The transcript is spliced from 14 exons.
GCCGGGGUGCCCCAGCGAGCGCCUGACGCCGCCGCGCUGCUGCCGCGGUCGCUGCUCGCCCCGCUCCUCCCCGUCCAGCCGGGCGGUACCGGCGUCCUCCCUCACCCCCCGCCUGACCGGCGCGUCGUCGCGGUGCUGCUGCGGCGUUUUCUCCGCCACACGGUCAGGCGCGGCGGGGCAGCCACGGGGGCCUGAGGCGGCGGCGGUCGGACGGCGGUGGCUGAGGCGGCCGGGGUGUCUCGGCUGAGGAGUGGGUAGCCGGCUGGGCGGCGCUGCCGAGAUGCCGCUUUUCGCCCCCAACCCUUUCGAGCAGGACGUGGAAAAGGCUACAAAUGAAUAUAACACCAGUGAGGACUGGGGUCUUAUUAUGGAUAUAUGUGACAAAGUUGGAAGUACUCCUAAUGGAGCAAAGGAUUGCCUUAAAGCCAUCAUGAAGAGAGUAAAUCAUAAAGUUCCCCAUGUGGCUUUGCAAGCACUUACACUUUUAGGAGCCUGUGUAUCAAACUGUGGAAAAAUAUUUCACUUAGAAGUAUGUUCUCGUGAUUUUGCUAGUGAAGCUCGAAGUAUAAUAAAUAAGGCUCAUCCAAAAGUAAGUGAAAAGCUAAAAACUCUAAUGGUGGAGUGGUCAGAAGAAUUUCAGAAAGACCCACAGUGUAGCUUAAUAUCUGCAACCAUUAAAUCUUUAAAAGAAGAAGGUGUAACUUUUCCUGCAGCUGGAUCGCAGGCUACCACAAAUGCUGCUAAGAACGGUUCAUCGUUAAAUAAAAACAAAGAAGAUGAAGAUAUAGCUAAAGCUAUCGAGUUGUCUUUGCAAGAGCAGAAACAGCAACAAAUGGAAACUAAAUCCUUGUACCCAUCUGCAGAAAUUCAGCAAAACAAUCAGAAUUUGAGGAAGGUGCGAGCUCUGUAUGACUUUGAAGCUGUCGAGGACAAUGAGCUCACCUUUAAAAGUGGAGAAAUUAUUUUCGUUUUGGACGACAGUGACGCCAAUUGGUGGAAAGGUGAAAAUCAUAGAGGAGUAGGACUGUUUCCAUCUAAUUUUGUGACUUCAGACUUAAAUGUGGAACCCGAGGCAGCAACUGUGGAUAAAAAUUCUGUUCCUGAGGAUACUACAGAAGAAGUUAAGAAAGCAGAACCUGAGCCAGUUUAUAUAGAUGAGGAUAAGAUGGAUAAAACACUGCAGGUACUUCAGAGUAUAGAUCCUACAGAUUUAAAGCUUGAUUCUCCAGAUCUUCUGGACUCAGAAGAUAUUUGUCAACAGAUGGGUCCAAUGAUAGAUGAAAAACUAGAAGAGAUAGAUAGAAAACAUUCGGAAUUAUCUGAAUUGAAUGUGAAAGUUCUAGAAGCUCUGGAGCUCUAUAACAAACUGAUGAAUGAAACACCGAUGUAUUCAGCCUACUCAAAACUCCACCAUCCUGCACAAUACCCACCUACAUCUUCUGGUGUGUCAGUGCAGUCGUAUCCUGUACAGCCACCUAGUGGGAACUACAUGAUCCAGGGUGUUCACCAAGUCACCAUUUCCCCAGGUUACAGCCUAGGACCUGAUCAGAUGGGGCAGCUGAGGUCUCUGCCUCAAAGUAUAAAUUCUUCUGGAGCAAGUCAGCCAGCUCAAGCUGCAUAUUUAAGCCCAGGACCAGAUUCUGUGUUAAACCAGACGUACGUGAACCAGAACCCUGGCCUUCCGUCAGCUGCCAGCACAGCUGCUUACGCCCAGCAGCAGAUGGGAAUGUCAGUGGAUAUGUCGGCGUACCAGAAUAACACGUCGAGUGUGCCUCAAGGACCAGGCUAUCCUGUGGCAGUUCCCGCUCAUUCCGUUCUACAGCAGCAAACAAAUUACCAUCAACAGCCUCUCCUUUAAAAAUAAACCAGCUCACGUUUCUGAAUUAAUGAAUAAAGGUUGCCUGACCUAAAGAUUUUUAUGAAUACCUGUCACAGAUAUCAAAAUACAUUUUCCUUUUAAAAAACCCAACUUACUGUGUUAGGGUGAUGCAGAGUAAAAAUAUGCAUCAGAUCUGAUCGUUAAGCAUUUGCCUAGAGAUUGCUUGAACUAGAAUAGCUGAUGGUUUGAAAUAAUUUCGGAUUACUUUGAGCCCUUACUUCAGUGGGUUCAAGAAAUGCCACUUGUGAUUCUUAAAAGAUUGUCCAGAAAUAAUUUUCUUUUCAAUGUGUUUAUGAAAACUCGAGGACGCCUAAUCAUUGUUAUACGUUGCUCUCGUUAUGCGUUGCCUCCUCUGGUAUCUUACUGUAAUCUUGCUAUCCAAGUGGCUCUAGAGAAUCUCCGCAGCUUUAGAGCCACCUUCGCUCCGUGCUGCGUAAUCUGAACAACUGCACGAGUUCAGCAGAUGAGAGCUGGAAGAGAAAAUGAUUUGCUAUUGUGACAGUGAGGACCGUGCACCUACAGAAAUAGGAGAAAUGAGAUUUUUACAGUGCUGCCUGUUAGAUUUUGGGAGACUACAGAGAACUUCUUUUGAAGCAAGCAAGUGGGGGGUUGCUAGAACUCACUUGUGCCUUUUGGCAGAGGCAAUCCUGCAAGCACAAGUCUCCUUUGCAGGUGCAGGCAAGGGCUGCUCCCAGCUGACUGUGUGGGCACUCUGUGGAUGAGAGGUGCUGAGCCAGACGCUUGUACAGAAUCUCUUCUCUUUUCCUUUUUGGAUGUAUUUAGAAGUGAAGGAGUAUUGUAGUUCCUUGUGGUGAAGGAGGGGGCUCAAGAAUUUUGGAAGCUUAAGACUGUGAGAAUCUGCCUUGUUCUCUUUCCCACGGGGGAGCUGAGCGGAACAGGAAUUGUCUUUACGGGACCAGGGGGUUCUUGCCUCUCUUGGAUUUCCUUUCUCUGCCACCAUGUACGUGUCUAAAUGAACAUUAAUUACAGUCAGAGAAACUCUUAAACUGUUUGGAAAAAGUGUAUUUAACGCUCUAUCUGCAUAGGCCGAACACACGGGCUUCGUGAGUGGGAUUGUGCUCCUCCUUUAAUACAAGGAGUGGCUGCGUAUUGCAAAUGACAGAUAUGUCUUUAGAACAGGAAUUGCUGCAGAACUGUAGAAGCGUAGCAUUUGGUGGCGAAGAAAAGAAAUCCAAGAAUUUCUUCCCUGAUGCACUUUUUUAAUGGGUCGGGUUUGUACAAGAGUAGCAGAUGAGCUGAAUUAUCUUUCAGGAGUGUGGGGUUUCUUUCUCUUACUGUUUCAGCCACUGAAAAAAAAAAAAUCACUAUUUACCUACUGACUUUAGCAUAGUCAUAUUUAUACCUAUUUUAACAAUUUUAUGAUGAGUAACUAUCUUUAAAUUGGGAAUAUAACUGAUAAAAACAUCUUGAUUAAAUGCAUGAAACUCCCAAAUGUCUAAAUAAGUCUGUUUGGUGUAUAAAUUUUCUACCAAAUGGGAACUAUCAGAUCAUAGACUGUUGAGUAAUAAAAAACAGCCUUCACUCAGUGCCACCUCCGUUUCUUUUACAUUUUAUUUAAUUAUUUAGUAUCAUGACCUUAUUCAUUUGCAGCCUCAUGCUUAUGCAAUAAGGUAUUCAGUACCUGCUCUUUAAAUUGAUUUUUUUUAAUGUAAAUUUGUGCAUUUGGAAGGAAGCUUUUGUCUUUCCUUUUGAUGUGACUUUGUCUUUAUCCUUCCCCCUUGAAGUAGCCGAGUAUAAGUAACACAUGUUGCAAUACUCAAGUAUUUUGAUAACUUGUUCCUUGCCUUCUUUAAGAAGAAUUAAUUUCAGUGCUGCUGUUCAAAAUUAUUAUUACUUGGAGAUUUGAUUUUUUUGGUAAGUUUACUUUGUUCCAAGUCGGUAUGUAGUCAAACUAAACCUUGCUAUCAUUUCUGAAGAUUGCCCAUUUGUUAGUAAAUUGAGACAAAGGUAGGUAUUUUUAUUGGAUUGAAGAUUUUGGUCCAGCAGAAAUACUGAGUAUCUUAAAUUGAGGUAGCUAGACAGAUGUGAUUUGAUUAUGUUCAGUUAAUUAUUAAAUAUAAAUAAUGUAUAUACUCAUUCGUCUGAGAUUGUCUGAGAUUUUCUACACAGCUACAUAUGUGCGUUCUGUUAAAGCCUGAAAUUUUAUAAAUGCAGGAUUUGUCAUUCUGUCAUCUCUUAUAUUCCUAAUUCUGUGAUAUGCAACUUGUAGAUAGUGUACAAUAAUUUAAUGAUUAUUAAAAUAGUGUAUUUAGAGGGUUUUGGUGUUAAUAGGAUCUGUUUUUUUCUCUUCAUACUUCUAUACAUUAUCAUAUUUAUUUUUAAGGCCUGAUUGUAACUGAACAUGCUGCCAAAGGAUUUCUCUAACUUCAGAUUUCUACAUUAGGUUUCUACCUACUGUUUUAUAUCAGGAAUCAACGGUAGAUAACUUCUGCUUUUUCAUAUAAACUCUUAAUGGUUAACAUAGAAAUUUGUGCAACUUUAUAAGGAGAAUUUUAUUGUAUUUGUUUCAUGGGUGUUGAAAAUAUCAAUACUAGAUCAAUUUUCUUCUGUUACGAGUUGGCAACCUGUUAUGUCUAAGUCACAGUCAGCUGAAAGCAACAACUGAAUUUGUCUGUAAUAUCACCACGCAGAGACGUGCGUUGAGAAAUCCUGGUCUGUCAUGCAGCCUUGAUGCGACACGUGCAUCGUCUGUUUCAUUUGGGGCAGAAACCGCAAUGUGAAAAAAUCAGAUUGUUUCUGUAACAAGUAAACCUUAAAAAACAAUGUUCGUUUUAUUCUGAGUUUUGUUCGUAGAUGUUCGUGCACUUGUGGAACAGUGUAACUCUCGGAGGCUGUCCCUCAGAAAGGAGAGCUGAGCAGGACGUGGCUGCAGCUGCGUCUCUUACAGGAAUUGUUUUCUGAUAGGAAGAUAAUUUUUUUUUCCUUAUUUUUAUCGCUGCAUCUUUUCUAAGAAAUAAUAGGCACUAGUCUUGCUCACAUUGACCACUGUGAUGUACCUGCUGAAUGACUGAAUAACUCUCUAGACUUUGUGGCUCUUGGCCAUUAAAUUUCAGAUGAAUCGGACUCAAAGCCUUUUGACUUGCUGAAGGAACGGAAGCGCGGCUGGGGCAGGUGCUGGGCUGAGCUGCCCCAGCUCUGCCCCUCCGCGUGGCUGCAGCCUCAACUUUGAGUUCAGAGCGAGGUUCCGCUUCCCUCUUGUCUGGGGUUCAGGGUGAAUGUGUCCUGCUCAAUAGAUGUAUCGCCCUUCUUACAGAAAAUUGUCUUAAAGAGUUUGCAGUAUUAAGAAGAGGGGGAUCUGUUUUCUUGGAAUGUCCUUUUGGCCUCCUGUCCGCAAUGUGUGUGCGUUGCCUUGUGUGAAUAAACCGGUUUGUUUAACACA